Messenger RNA from Phyllostomus hastatus (greater spear-nosed bat), 2604 nucleotides. It is a transcript of the gene LRRD1, whose product is annotated as leucine rich repeats and death domain containing 1. The coding region runs from base 1 to 2604 and encodes 867 amino acids. The transcript has 5 exons. Lineage: Eukaryota; Metazoa; Chordata; Mammalia; Chiroptera; Phyllostomidae. Gene Ontology annotation, molecular function: protein binding. The record is from RefSeq and is a predicted model, not a curated record.
AUGUCUGAAAAGGAAGAUAGUUCAGAAGAGGCAGAAGAUACCACUAGUCAAUACAAGAAAGAAUUUAAAUCACAGUUGGUAGAGGAACCUGGAUUUAUUAAAGAAACAUCAGAUUUAUUAAGGGAAGCUUCUGAUGAGAAACCUUCCCACCAGAUUAGUGAAAUGCAUCCUACAAUGGACACAUCAGGUGCACAUGAUGAUACAUCCACAUCCUUCCCUGAAAGUAAGUCUAAGGGAAAUGAAGAACAAAGGGAAACUCAAGUAUCUGAAAAUGGCACUACAUAUGACAUCUCACAGUCAACAACUGAAACUUCACAAAGUCCAUCAUUAUCAGUAUCUGAGAUGACUGCUGAAUCUCAGGCUUCUGUUGACUUCCUAUCUCAUGGUACAUUAGGAAAAAUUAGUCCACAACUCUCUGAAGAAAAUGAGAAAGGACUUGGCUUAGGAUCAGAUGACUUAACCAUUAACCUGAAGGCCAAGGGUUUACAAAAGUUCCCUAAGGAAAUUUUAAAAAUAAAAUAUGUAAAAAAUCUAUAUUUAGAUGAGAACCAAAUCAAAAGUUUUGAAGGAGAAGACUUCAGUGAGUUGCGAGGACUUGAAAUUCUGUCCUUGCAAGAGAAUAAGUUAUCCUCACUUCCAUCUGAAAUUCAGUUACUUCACAAUUUAAGGAUAUUAAAUAUCAGUGACAACCAAAUAUCACAAAUUCCUAAAGAAAUAUCACAGCUUAGGAACAUCAGUCAACUUUUUUUAAAUAACAAUGGCAUUGAGAAUUUUCCUUCUGACGUAGAAAGUCUUAGAAACUUGGAAAUUUUAAGUUUGGCUAAAAAUAAGUUAAGACAUAUACCAGAUACUGUGUCUAGUUUAAAAAACUUGAGCAUUCUCAAUCUGGAAUAUAAUCAGUUAACGAUAUUUCCUAAAGUUCUGUGCUUCCUUCCAAAGUUAAUUUCACUAAACCUUACUGGAAACCUAAUUCGCAGUUUGCCAAAAGAAAUUAGUGAGCUUAAAAAUUUAGGGAAACUUUUAAUGGAUCACAAUAAACUUACAUUUUUGCCAGUGCAAAUUUUUCAUUUGCUCAAAAUGCAAGAACUCCAACUGACUGACAAUAAAUUAGAAGCUAUUUCACACAAAAUUGAAAAUUUUAGGAAACUUAGGAUUCUAAUACUUGAUAAAAAUUUAUUGGAAGAAAUACCAGAGAAAAUUUCCAACUGUGUAAUGUUGGAAUGCCUUAGUCUUAGUGAUAAUAAAUUAACAAAACUUCCUAAGAACAUCUAUAAGCUUAAAAAUUUAAGAAAAUUUUAUGUAAACAGAAAUAAUAUAUUGAAAAUACCUGAAAACAUCUCACACCUUAUUAAUAUGUUCAGUCUAGGAUUUUCAGGAAAUAUAAUCACAGAUGUUCCCAUUGAAAUAAAAAACUGCAGGAAAAUAACUAAAAUUGACUUGAGUUAUAAUAAAAUAAUGUAUUUUCCUAUAGGUUUGUGUGCUUUGGAACAUCUCUAUUAUUUGAGUAUUCAUGGAAAUUAUAUUUCAGAAAUACCUGGGGAUAUAUCUUUCAGUAAACAACUGCUUCAUUUAGAGUUUAAUGAAAACAAACUCCUCAUAUUUUCUGAGCACUUAUGUUCUCUUAUUAAUCUUCAGUACCUGGAUCUUAGUAGAAACCAAAUAAGGAAAAUUUCACCAUCUAUUUCCAAUAUGGCAUCACUCCGUGUUCUUAUUUUAUGCUGUAAUGAAUUUGAAGCUUUCCCUAUAGAAGUGUGUACUUUAGAAAAUUUGCAAGUACUUGAUAUUUCAGAAAACCAAAUACAGGAAAUUCCUUCAGAGAUCUGUAACUUAAAAGGAAUCCAGAAAUUAAACAUUUCAAGCAACCAGUUUAUGAAUUUUCCUAUUGAACUGUGUCAACUUCAAUCACUGGAAGAGCUGAAUAUAAGUCAAAUAAAUGGGAGAAAGUUGACAAGACUUCCACAAGAGCUGUCUAAUAUGACUCUACUUAAAGGACUUGACAUCUCAAAUAAUGCCAUCAGAGAGAUUCCAGAAAAUAUAGGGGAACUGAGAAGUCUGGUUAGUUUAAAUGCAAACAACAAUCAAAUAAGUUAUCUGCCACCAUCUUUUCUAUCUUUAAACAAACUCCAGCAACUACAGUUGAGUGGAAAUAAUCUUACAGCCCUGCCAAGUGGUAUUGAUAACCUCAUUUCACUGAAGAAUAUAAAUUUUGAUGAUAACCCUUUGCUGAGACCUCCAAUGGAAAUCUGUAAAGGAAAACAGCUGUAUACUAUUGCACGCUAUCUACAGAGGGCAGACAAAAGAGAUGAGAAAAUCUUAGAGAAGAUCUUCAAGAUAGUUGCCAACAAUAUCACUAAAACAAACUUUAAAUUUUUCUGUCAAAAAUUAAGCCUGGUACUCUCAGAAACGGAUAUGUCUACAAAGAGCACUGUUUCAUUAAGUGAGGGAGUCCACCAAGCACUUACCAGGUGGAGAAUGGAAAAUAACAACUUGUCCACUGCUGCUUUAAGAGACCAACUAAUUCGGGCGCUAACUAUGAUAGGAGCAUAUGAAAUUAUUGACAAAAUAACCGUUUUAAAACUUUUUACAUAUACAAUUAAAUUUUGA